AUGGCCAAACUAUUACUCGCAGAUAACUGCCAAGGUCAAAUCCAUCUUGUGGUGGGCCUAGAGCACCUGAAUUUGUGUGUUUCAAGGGUGAAGACUAUUCUGGAGGCUGGAGCCACACCGGUUCUAGUUUCCCCACAAAAGUCCACGAUGCUGGAUUCUCUUCAAGAUCUAGCCACCCAGGGCACAUUGAAGGUCGUAGAUCAGACCUUCAGUAUCUCACAGUUGACUCAAUUGGGGCGAGAUGAAGUAGAUAAUGUGGUAGACAAGGUGUUUGUGGUCUUGGACUCGCAAUACGCCCAAUUGAAAAAAGACAUCUCGGCUCACUGUAGAAGGCUAAGAAUUCCUGUUUCAGUGGUAGAUUCUCCAGAAUUAUGCAGUUUCACUCUGUUAUCAACCUAUUCCAAUGCUGAUUUUCAGCUGGGAGUGACAACUAAUGGAAAAGGAUGUAAAUUAGCAUCUCGUAUCAAAAGAGAACUAGUUAGCACUCUACCUUCAAAUAUUGACAAGGUUUGCGAAAACAUUGGUAACCUAAGACACAGGAUUCAGCAAGAGGAUGACGAUCAAGUGGAGGAGAUUUACAAUAGGUUACAAUUGCUAGGAGAAGAUGAAGAUGAUGCUAUUCAGACAUCCAGACUCAACCAGUUGGUUGAGGAGUUUAACAUGACCAAAGAACAGAAAAAACUACAAAGAACGCGCUGGUUGUCGCAGUUAGUAGAGUAUUACCCUCUAGGAAAACUGGCAGAAGUUUCUGUGGACGACUUAAGUGCUGCAUAUCAUGAAUCUAGUAACAACGUUGAAAUUGCUCAGAAUGGAACUUUCGACCAUGCGAAGAAAGGUUCUAUAUCAUUGGUAGGAGCAGGACCAGGAGCUGUCUCACUACUAACCUUGGGAGCACUGUCCGAAAUAUACUCUGCAGAUCUAAUUCUUGCGGACAAACUAGUACCGACUCAAGUUUUGGACUUAAUUCCUAGGAGAACGGAAGUUUUUAUUGCUAGAAAGUUUCCAGGAAAUGCUGAAGCCGCACAACAGGAACUAUUAUCCAAGGGUUUAGCAGCCUUAGAUGCUGGGAAGAAAGUAAUUCGCUUGAAGCAAGGUGACCCAUACAUUUUUGGAAGAGGUGGGGAGGAAUACCUAUUUUUCGAAUCUCAAGGUUACAGACCAUUAGUUUUACCAGGCAUCACUUCAGCAUUGGCAGCACCUGUUCUGUCUCAAAUUCCUGCAACGCAUCGUGAUGUUGCAGAUCAAGUUCUAAUCUGCACAGGAACUGGACGUAGAGGAGCACUUCCAAAUAUUCCAGAAUUUGUGAAAUCCCGUACUUCAGUAUUCCUUAUGGCAUUGCAUCGUAUUGUGGAGCUUCUCCCUGUCCUUUUUGAGAAGGGGUGGGAUCCAAAGGUUCCUGCAGCAAUUGUUGAACGAGCAUCCUGUCCAGAUCAAAGGGUUAUUAGAACUACAUUAGAAAACGUUGGUCGAGCAGUCCAAGAAUUUGGUUCCAGGCCUCCUGGGCUUCUUGUGGUAGGAUAUUCAUGUGGGAUCAUUGAAAAGUUAGAGAAGGAGUGGGAAGUGGUGGAAGGUUGGGAUGACAUUGGAGGAUCGACCAUACUAGAUACAGUGUCCAACCUUUCCAAAUGA
Messenger RNA from Komagataella phaffii GS115, 1629 nucleotides. RefSeq names its product S-adenosyl-L-methionine uroporphyrinogen III transmethylase. The coding region runs from base 1 to 1629 and encodes 542 amino acids. The transcript has a single exon. The record is from RefSeq and is a predicted model, not a curated record. NCBI's taxonomy places the organism in Eukaryota, Fungi, Ascomycota, Pichiomycetes, Pichiales, Pichiaceae. Gene Ontology annotation, biological process: sulfate assimilation; siroheme biosynthetic process. Gene Ontology annotation, molecular function: uroporphyrin-III C-methyltransferase activity.